Messenger RNA from Aspergillus luchuensis, 498 nucleotides. RefSeq lists its product as uncharacterized. The transcript is spliced from 2 exons. The record is from RefSeq and is a predicted model, not a curated record. Lineage: Eukaryota; Fungi; Ascomycota; Eurotiomycetes; Eurotiales; Aspergillaceae. Bases 1 to 498 code for a protein of 165 amino acids.
AUGAAUGAAAUGACCGUCGAGUUUCGGCUCAUCCCAUCUCCCGACCAAGUCAGGGCGGAGAACGGGACAGGACCUAUGACGAUAAGGGCCCAUGGGACGCGAAUGGAACCCGACGAGUCACAACGCGACACCACGCAGGGAAAAGGCCUCACGACCUUUCUGGUCUCUCUCUCUGCAUGUGCAUUCGCUCAGGUCCUUGCAGAUUUCGUGCAGCGAGUCGGCCAUAUUUAUGAAUCCUCAAGGAUCGAAGGGAAGAAAAAAAAGAAAAGAAUGCAAACUUUAUUGCCUAGGGUUGUUCAACUACCAGAGGAUAGUACAAAAAUUAUUGCAUGCGAUGGAAAUAAGGACCAUGUCAGGUUGCAAACCCGCAGGCUGCAGCAGUCAUCUGGUCGCAGGGUAGUUUGGUUGGGUUGGGUCCGUCGACGGUGGAUGUAUCCACUGCAUGGCCCUGGGAUUAACACCUUCUCUGUAUUGGGUCUGUCGCAGCAAGCACGGUAG